CGCCGCAGCCCCUUCCGGCGCGGCCCGGCGAGCUCCGCGGGCGAGGCGGGCAGCGGGCCGGAGCCGGCGCGCGGCGGCCGCGCUCCAGGCGGGCUCGCUGCUGCCCUGGGCGCUGCCGCCAUGGGCAAGAAGCACAAGAAGCACAAGACCGAAUGGCGCUCGUCGUACGAGGACUAUGCAGACAAGCCCUUGGAGAAGCCCCUGAAGCUGGUCCUCAAAGUUGGAGGAAGCGAAGUGACGGAACUCUCGGGGUCCGGCCACGACUCCAGUUACUACGAUGACAGGUCAGACCAUGAGCGGGAGAGACACAAGGAGAAGAAGAAGAAGAAAAAGAAAAAGUCGGAGAAGGAGAAGCACCUUGACGAUGAAGAAAGGAGGAAGCGAAAGGAGGAGAAGAAGCGGAAACGGGAGAAGGAGCACUGUGACACAGAGGGGGAGGCCGACGACUUUGACCCGGGGAAGAAGGUGGAGGUGGAGCCGCCCCCCGACCGGCCGGUGCGAGCGUGCCGGACGCAGCCAGCUGAAAACGAGAGCACGCCUAUUCAGCAGCUGCUGGAGCACUUCCUCCGCCAGCUCCAGAGAAAAGAUCCUCAUGGAUUUUUCGCUUUUCCUGUCACGGAUGCAAUCGCACCUGGGUACUCGAUGAUAAUAAAGCACCCGAUGGACUUCGGCACGAUGAAGGACAAGAUCGCAGCGAACGAGUACAAGUCAGUCACGGAGUUCAAGGCAGAUUUCAAGCUGAUGUGUGACAACGCGAUGACAUACAACAGGCCGGACACCGUGUACUACAAGUUGGCCAAGAAGAUCCUGCACGCUGGCUUCAAGAUGAUGAGCAAAGAGCGGCUCUUAGCUCUGAAGCGCAGCAUGUCGUUUAUGCAGGACAUGGAUUUCUCUCAGCAGGCGGCUCUUCUGGGCAACGAAGACACGGCUGCCGAGGAGCCUGUCCCCGAGGUCGUGCCUGUACAUGUAGAGACGGCCAAGAAGUCCAAGCGGCCAAGUAGAGAAGUCAUCAGCUGUGUGUUCGAGCCGGAGGGGAAUGCCUGCAGCCUGACGGACAGCACCGCGGAGGAGCACGUGCUGGCUCUGGUGGAGCACGCGGCCGACGAGGCCCGGGACAGGAUCAGCCGGCUGGUGCCUGGCGGCAAGAUGGGCUACCUGAAGAAGAAUGGGGAUGGAAGUCUGCUCUACAGCGUGGUCAACACAGCCGGGCUGGAUGCUGAUGAGGAGGAGACCCACCCAGUGGACCUGAGCUCGCUGUCCAGCAAGCUGCUGCCUGGCUUCACCACGCUGGGCUUCCGGGAGGAGCGGAGGAGCCGAGUCACCUUCCUCUCCGGCGCCAGCACCGCGCUGUCCACGCACAACAACUCCGUGUUCGGCGACUUGAAGGCUGACGAGCUGGAGCUGCUGUACUCGGCCUACGGAGACGAGACGGGCGUGCAGUGCGCGCUGAGCUUGCAGGAGUUCGUGAAGGAUGCUGGGAGCUACAGCAAGAAGCUGGUGGACGACCUCCUGGACCAGAUCACGGGCGGGGACCACUCGCGGAUGCUCUUCCGGCUGAGGCAGAUUUUGAGUGUUUUAGAAAGUAGAAAUGGAGAGCGGGCCACACCCUGUGCCUGACCACAAAGCCUUGAAUGGUUCCUCUCCAGCCAUUUUGUUUGUUUUUGUUUACAGCACUAGAGAAACAUUUUAACUUCGUUCUUUCACAUGUAACAUUCCACUUUUCCCAGCACUACUUAUUGAAUAGACUCUCUUCUUGCACUGGAAGAGUUAAUAUUGUUAAAGUGGUCAUACUCUCCAAGGCAAUUCAUAGAUAUAGUGCAGUCCCUAUCAAAACGUCAAUGGCAUUUUUCAGAAAGUUAGAACAAAUGAUUUUAAAGUUUACAUGGAGGCACAGGAGACCCCAAGUAGCCAAAGCAGUCUUGAGAGAGAGCCUGGGGGUAUCACUCAUGCAGAUUUCAGAGUGUACCGCUGAGCUGCCGGAAUCAAAGCCGUGCGGUGCCGGCAGUGAACUAGCUACAUAGGCGAGUGGAGCAGGAUAGCCCAGAAGGAAGCCCAGACGCAUGCGGCUAGCUCAGGGCAGAGGAGGCAAGAAAGCUCUGAGCACUUUACUGAAUGUGGACUGAGCAGCACAGCUUCAGACCGUUGUUGUUUCGUCUCCAUCGUGUCUCACUCUGUGACCCCAUGGGCUGCAGCCCUCUAGGCUCCCCUGUCCUCCAGUGUCCCCUGGAGUUUGCUCAGACUCACUUCCAUUGAGUCGGUGAUGCCAUCCAGCCAUCUCCUCUGCUGGUCUCAGCACCCUACCUCCCCCGCAGCCGGGUCAGCUGUCCUCCGGGUGAAGCCCCAGCCCAGCGUCUGACUGCCCUCUUUCCCACCCCUGGGGCUGCGGGUACAUCCUGAGGGCUCUCGCGCCUUCAUGGCCUUCUCGCCCCGGGUGGUCUCGUGGGUGCCCAGCCCGCCGGGGGUCUCAGCUGGUCUUGUGCAGCAGGCUCACUCUGGCUGCGGCCCGUGAGGCCCGCUCGGGUUGCGGGCGGGCCUGUCCCAACUAUGGGUGAGAGGGUAAGCAGGUCCGCCUGGAUACAGCUGCU
Molecule: messenger RNA, 2585 nt
Organism: Bubalus bubalis (water buffalo)
Lineage: Eukaryota; Metazoa; Chordata; Mammalia; Artiodactyla; Bovidae
Gene: BRD9
Product: bromodomain containing 9
Exons: 13
Coding region: 121-1617 (498 amino acids)
Biological process (GO): regulation of transcription by RNA polymerase II
Cellular component (GO): nucleus
Source: RefSeq, a predicted model, not a curated record